This is a messenger RNA of Cornus florida, 552 nucleotides long. RefSeq lists its product as uncharacterized. The transcript has 2 exons. NCBI's taxonomy places the organism in Eukaryota, Viridiplantae, Streptophyta, Magnoliopsida, Cornales, Cornaceae. The record is from RefSeq and is a predicted model, not a curated record. Bases 1 to 552 code for a protein of 183 amino acids.
AUGACCUCAGGUUCGGGUAAGGAACCGGUUAGCGAUUCAGACCCCGGGUUCGGGUUGUUACAUCCAAGGUUCAAACACCACUGGAGAUGCAAAGAGCAAGGUAUAACUCACCUUUCAUUUGCAGAUCACUUGCUCUUAGUGUACCAUAGAGACAUUGAAUCUGUAUCAGUUCUGAAAUCUGCCCUUGACUUCUUCUGUUCUAUGUCUGGGCUGGCAAUCAAUCUAACAAAUAGUUCAAUCUUUUUAUCUGGAAGUGGCCCUCACACUGAAGAAGCCAUCAUUGAGAUCCUUGGCAUUCACAAAGGCAACCUUCCCAUCAGGCACCUUGGUGUUCCCCUUAUCACCACCAACCUCAAGGCAGCAGAGUGUAGGCCUUUUAUUGAUAAUAUCACUCACUGGAUAAUUCAUUGGUCUGCUAGGUCUCUCUCGUAUGCAGGUCCAAAAAUGAAGUCUACUGGAGCAAAAGUUGCAUGGAAGACUGUUUGCAAGCCCAAAGAAGAAGGAAGUCUAGGUCUCCCCAACCUGAAAUUUCCAACAAAGCUGCCAUCUUGA